Molecule: messenger RNA, 3140 nt
Organism: Gopherus evgoodei (Goodes thornscrub tortoise)
Lineage: Eukaryota; Metazoa; Chordata; Testudines; Testudinidae
Gene: KCTD17
Product: potassium channel tetramerization domain containing 17
Exons: 6
Coding region: 577-1482 (301 amino acids)
Biological process (GO): proteasome-mediated ubiquitin-dependent protein catabolic process; protein homooligomerization
Cellular component (GO): cytoplasm; Cul3-RING ubiquitin ligase complex
Molecular function (GO): cullin family protein binding
Source: RefSeq, a predicted model, not a curated record
UGCUGCAAUAACAGAGAAGUGAAUGUUAUGAUAGUUAGACACCCUGCUGGGCAAAGGGAGAACAUGGAAGAGAUCUGUCUGGUUCAGCACUGGAAGAGUUAGCCACAUCCAGCAUGAGCACAGAGCAGUUUUCUCUUCAACCCAAAGCACAGCUGCCUGCACAGCCAGCUCUGGAGGUGUGUAAACUGCAGCUUCCAGAAUCCUCUAGCACCUGCAGCAGCAAUGGUGGCAUAGAUUACACUGCAGAUCCUGGUGUAGGGAGACUGGGCCAUGCAAAACUACAGCUCCCAGGAUUCUUUGGUUACCAAUUGCAAAGAUGUAAUAUGGUAAUUAAUAGGGUUUAUAUUAUUUCAAAGUACUCUACAGCUAUCAGCUGAACAGUGGUGACCAGAGAAAGGCCCCUGGGCAAACCCCAUUAUCCUGGGAUUUGGGGAUCCCAUAGCUACCCACAUUGAGCCCCAGUGAAAUGCAGCUACCUCUGGGGUGGAGAGCACCAGAUAAACUACAGAUCCCAGAAUCCUCCAGUGCCCUCACCUGCAGUGGCGUCUUCAGCUUGGGAGAGACGGAGAGGGAGAGAUGAGGAUGGAAGGAGGGGAGGAAACGCAGGCUCCAGAGAGGGUGUCUUUGACUUGGGAGAGCCACCCGCCGCAGCCCGCAAACAGCAGCCGGGCUAAGUGGGUCCGGCUGAACGUCGGGGGCACGGUUUUCCUCACCACCAGGCAGACCUUGUGCCGGGAGCAGAAAUCGUUCCUCUGCCGCUUGUGCCAGGGGGAGGAGCUGCAGUCAGACCGGGAUGAGACUGGUGCAUACCUUAUAGACCGGGACCCCACAUAUUUUGGACCCAUCCUGAAUUUCCUCCGUCAUGGCAAGCUGGUACUGAAUAAAGACAUGGCUGAGGAGGGGGUUCUAGAAGAAGCUGAAUUCUAUAACAUCGGCCCUUUAAUCCGAAUAAUCAAGGACAGACUGGAGGAGAAGAACUACACCGUAACACAGGUGCCUCCGAAGCAUGUGUACCGGGUGCUGCAGUGCCAGGAAGAAGAGCUCACUCAGAUGGUUUCCACUAUGUCAGAUGGAUGGCGCUUUGAACAGCUGGUGAAUAUCGGGUCAUCCUAUAACUAUGGGAAUGAGGACCAGACAGAGUUCCUGUGCGUAGUCUCCAAAGAGCUGUACAACUCACCCAAUGGUCUGAGCUCUGAGCCUAGCCGCAAAGCCAAGGUUCCUGCCUCCCCUCCCACCUUCCACUCCUGGAGUCCUGUGUGCUCCCUGCUCAGGAUCCUGUCUCCUCCUGCUCCUCACUCUUCCUCCUCUGCAGGUAUGGUACCUGUCUGCACUCUCAGACGUGAGUCUGAGCUCUGCAUGAGUGACUCUCAUCUUCUCCCCUCUUAUGGACCUGGUCCUGGUUUGCAGGUCUUUGGUGGGGGCAGGGAGUGGUUGAUUCUUUCCUUACUCUGUGCUUUUCUGAUUCUCUUUGUGUGUGUCUGACUUUUUAAGCAGGCCUUACAGUUCUGGACUAGAGGCUCUGGCAGCAGAAGGAAGAGCAAAGCUGUGAGACAUUGAGAGGGAUGGGAACCAGGGCAAGGAAGAUAGAGGGGGAGCUGGGGAGAGUGUUGUAUUUCUGCCUGGCAUAUGUGCACACAGGAAUUUUCCCCAGCAGCUUCUGUUUAAUCCUCCUCUGAUAGCUGAAAGAAUAUUUUGCAUGAGGAUUUCCAUAUAUUUCCCUGCCUUUAAAAGCAGCCUUUGCCAUCUGGGUGUUUCCCAUCAUAUUCUGACAGGGUAAGCGUUCUGGGGGUGAAAAUAGAAACUAGGCAGCUCUCUGUGAAGUGCACCCCAAUUUUUGGCAGAGAGAGAGAGAGAACGUUGGCUCACUGUCCUAGCUGUGGUGGAGGUGGUGAAGGGGGUGAGGAGGCCUGGAGGAAGGAGCCUUGCUUCUCUCUUUUUAGGGUGCUUUCAGGAUUUGUGCUAAAUUGGAGGUUCCUGAACCCCUCUUCCCACACCCCUAAGAUUAGAGGGAGUCAUUGGUUCUCUGGUAUUUGCCAGGCUCUCUCCAUCUCUCUGUUUAGAGAUCUCUCUGCCCUCAGCUGUGGGGCCUAAGUAUUACACUGAGUCAGUAUCUUUUACUGACAUGGAUUUUCCUUCCUCCCUCUUUCUCUCCCUCCCUUCUUUUUCAUGUCUCUUUCUUUUCUGUUCUCUCAUCACUUUGCUUUUCCUAUUCCUCUCAAUUUGUGCUGUUCUCCCUUUCUCCUCCAUGCUUGAUUUCUCUCUGCCUUUUGUUUUGUUCUUUCUCUCUCUCUCGUUUUCUAGUUGUUACAAGCCAGAGGCCUCAGGAUGUGAUACCAACAAUCAACUCCAGCCUUUUAAUUUCCAUUGAAAAUCUUUAUUUUUGUACUGUAGUUUAUGGCAGCCCUCUGGGGGAAAGCGUCGCAGCGAGUCCACUCCUCACCCUCAACUUGUUGCCUUUGUUUUUAAAGUUCUGUUUUGCAAUAUCGUUUCUGAAGCUCACGCCUGCAUCCCCCCUGAGAAAGGCAGAUACCCCCGCCUGUGUGUCUGACUUGCUGCAGGGGAUGUAAUCCACACCCUGCAAUCUCCCCAGGCCCACAGGAUUCCCCUUCUUUAGGGUCACAGUCAGUGCUUGAUUUGUGCCAGGGCAGCUCUGGACUUGCCGUAUCAGUUUUGAAAGUAAAUCAUUGCUUUAGCCCCAUCACCUCUUUCAUACAAAUUAAGCACUGGUCACACUGACCCCUGCUGGAGAGUAUAGAACUGAGCAGCUUCACACUUCCUUCCUACCCCCAUCCGCUGACUAGAUUCAGGCCUGUGUGUUUGAUUUACUGUCAGAGCCACUGGUGGGGAGGGCAGUUGAGCUGUGCUUGUCACCAGGGGGCAAAUGAGGAUUCCCUGCCUCUCUCCAGAUAGCCUGUACUUAGCACAAGGAGAAAAGGGGCAGCACUGACCCUUUGCACACACAGGCCGUGCAGUGAGAGGUUUAAUUUCAAUGAGGGGAGAAAGAGGCAGGAAUAUAGCAUGGCGUACCUGGCUUCUGAUGUAGUUUCUGACUGUUCUAAGAAGGAGAUGCCUGCCAGUGCUUCUGGGCAUGGGGUGUUUCCGGUGUGUUAUAACUCCUGAAUAAAUGUCACUGCCCAUUA